Paralichthys olivaceus (Japanese flounder) is the source of this 1893-nucleotide messenger RNA. The record is from RefSeq and is a predicted model, not a curated record. Lineage: Eukaryota; Metazoa; Chordata; Actinopteri; Pleuronectiformes; Paralichthyidae.
AUGGAGGAUCAGUCUGCCAGUGAACCAGUCAGCUUUGUCCUGGCGGACUACGCUGUCUUUGCCACCAUGUUGCUCAUCUCUAUGGCCAUAGGUCUCUUUCAGGCCUUGAGGAAGAGGUCAAGGAGUGCUGAUGAGUUCUUCACCGGUGGUCGGAGUAUGCCAGCCGUGCCUGUGGGGCUGUCACUCUGCGCCAGUUUUAUGUCAGCAGUCCAGGUUCUGGGUGUCCCUGCCGAGGCGUCCCGCUAUGGCUUCAAGUUCCUCUACAUGUGCCUCGGACAAAGUAUCAACUCCCUGCUGACGGCGUACCUCUUCCUGCCCAUUUUCUUUCGACUGGGCAUCACCAGCACCAAUCAGUAUCUGAAGAUGAGAUUUGGCAGAGGGAUGCAGCUGUUCGGAAGCAUCCAGUUUCUUAUUGCAACGCUGCUUUACACUGGGAUCGUCAUCUAUGCCCCCGCCUUAAUCCUCAACCAAGCUACUGGACUCAAUAUGUGGGCAUCUCUCUUUUCUACUGGGAUCAUUUGCACCCUGUACACCACAAUGGGUGGGAUUAAAGCUGUGAUCUGGACUGACGUCUUCCAGAUCAUUGUCAUGUUGUCCGGCUUUGUGGCCAUUUUCAUCUAUGGCACAGUUCUAGUUGGUGGUCCUGCCAUGGUGCUGGAGAUCGCCAGGAAUGGAUCACGCAUUAAUUUCAAUGAUUUUGGUGUUGACCCGCGGCAGCGCUAUUCCUUCUGGAGCCUCUCUGUUGGUGGUGCAAUGGUUUGGCUGUCCAUGUACGGAGUGAACCAAGCUCAAGUGCAGCGUUAUGUCUCCUGCAGGACAGAGAGAGACGCCCAGUGGGCGCUGUUUGUGAACCAGGUGGGUCUGUUCCUCGUUGUGAGCAGUGCAGCGACCUGCGGCAUCGUAAUGUUUGCAUAUUACAUCCACUGCGAUCCGCUGAAGUCUGGGAAAAUAUCUUCCCCUGAUCUGUACAUGCCGUACUUUGUAUUGGACAUAUUCAGAAGUCAUCAAGGCUUCCCGGGUCUGUUCCUUGCCAGUGCAUACAGUGGCACUCUGAGCACGGUCUCCACCAGUAUCAACGCCAUGGCAGCAGUGACGAUGGAGGAUCUGCUGCAACCUCAUCUGGUCAACAUCAGCCAGAAGAAACAAAUUCUUAUUUCUAAAGGACUGUCCUUCUUGUAUGGAUUUGGUUGUAUGACCGUGGCGGCUCUCUCCUCCCUCUUGGACUGGGGAGUUCUGCAGGGAUCUUUCACCAUCAUGGGUGUGGUCAGCGGGCCAUUACUAGGUGUAUUCAUUUUGGGGAUGUUUGUUCCGGCAGCAAACCGGCUGGGGGCAUUCUCAGGAAUGAUAUCGGGCUUUUGCAUCUCUCUGUGGUUGGCUGUUGGUUCAUCUCUCUAUCCUCCCAGUGAAGAGAUGAUGGGUGUCUUGCCAAGCUACGCGGGCGAGUGCCAACGUGGCAACAUCACCCUGAACAGCAGCCCCAACCAGGAACAGCUCUCCAUCUCCACACUGCUACAGCCGGAUAAUCAGGGGGCCCUGCUUAACUUCUACUCCAUCUCCUACCUCUACUUUGGUGCUAUGGCGACAGGUUCGGUUGUACUAGUCGGGCUGAUAGUGAGUUAUGCGACAGGGCAGACAGAGAGGAGUCAUAUUAAAGAGGGUUCAUUGUGGUGGGACCUGAAAAAAAAACAAGUGGAGGUUCAUUCAGAGCACAGAACUGAAAUAUUGUCCAGAGUGUUUCCCUGUCUUCUGCACCAUGCAUCUGUGGAAAUGCUGGCGACGCCUGUGAGCCUGAACAGAGCUAACAGGGACAUUCAUUCAGGAAUGCUCCAUAUCUGUAUCACAGCACACCGCUACUUCAGCCAGGGUUACUGGAUAUGUGACAGUCUGAGGUAA